Mercenaria mercenaria is the source of this 1882-nucleotide messenger RNA. RefSeq lists its product as uncharacterized. NCBI's taxonomy places the organism in Eukaryota, Metazoa, Mollusca, Bivalvia, Venerida, Veneridae. The coding region runs from base 265 to 1410 and encodes 381 amino acids. The transcript is spliced from 3 exons. The record is from RefSeq and is a predicted model, not a curated record.
CUACAUUAACUUGGGUUUAUUUUUUAAACUUGUUUGCGUCCACACUAUAUGUGGUGUUAAACGUGAAUUAUGUAAAGGUCAAGUGGUUUCUGUAAUGUAGCAUUAAAACCACCUCGGGAGGUGGUUUUAAUGCUAUAUUAAAAAGUAAUACUACAUUAUUUUACAAGUGUGAACGCAAAUGUGAGUUAAAACGGUUUUACAAUCUAUUUAUUGCUUUCCCCCCAAAAGUCUGACAUUUUGGCGGGAGAAUACCACGUGUAAAUAAUGGAUGCUAUGGCUGUGGAGAGUAGCAGGAGUAAUUGGAAUGUUACAGAAACCAAGACAUUAAUUGCAAUAUGGGGUCAUGAGGAUAUUCAAAACGGACUUGAUGGCAUGUAUAGAAAUGCUGAAGUAUAUGUGGAAGUGUCUAAGAAAAUGCAAGAAAUGGGCUUCAAAAGGAAUGCACUACAAAUCAGAAGCAAAAUCAAGCAGCUAAAAAAUGAUUAUAAAAAAGUAAAGGAUAGUAAUGCACAAUCUGGCAAUGCAAGAAAAACAAACAGAUACUUUGAGGAGUUAGACAGGAUACUUGGUCAUCGUCCAGCAACAAGACCAUCUUCUGUUUUAUCAACUUCAACCACAGAAACGGACAUUUCAGAUCAAGAGAAUGUGAAUACUGAUGAAGAGCAGGAUAGUGACACCAAUACGGAUGGAGGAGAUGGGACUGAGGCAAAGAUUGUAGAGCCUUCUGAUGGGCAAGCCAAACAAAAAGAGCCAGCUGCACCGGUUGUAGAACUUUCUGAUGGGCAAGCCAAACAAAAAGAGCCAGCUGCCAAAAAUACGGAAAAACGCAAUGGAAACUUCAAGCUGAUCAAGAAGAAAAAAAUUUCAAGAGCAAAGGAAAUCCAACAAACCAGAACAUUCAUUGAGGAAGCAUUGCAGUCACAAAAAAAUGAUUUCAAAGCAUUUAUAGAACUUGAACAGGCACGCAUGAAGCAAGAAAAGGAGGUAGAAAUCGAGCGAAUGAGAAUGGACAACCAACAGCAACAAACGAUGAUGCAAAUGAUUAUGGCUUUGAGAUCACAACCAAUUCAACAGACAAGUCAACAAUUCUUAUACUCGCAACAACAAGCUGCUGGAAAUGUGUCAACAUGUCAGCAAUCCCCAGCUUCGUACUCGCAACAACAAGCUGCUGGUAAUGUGUCUGCAAGUCAGCAAUCCCCAUCUUCAUACUUGCAACAACAAGCUGCUGGAAAUGUGUCAACAAGUCAGCAAUCCCCAUCUUCAUACUUGCAACAACAAGCUGUUGGAAAUGUGUCAACAAGUCAGCAAUCCCCAUCUUCAUACUCACAUAUGCUUGCUUCUGAGGAUGUUCCAUUUAUAGGUCAAGCUUACAGGAACAUGUACCAGGAUGAAUAUUAUGAUAGCCAGUGAACUGAUUUUUGUCAUAUCAAUUCUAUAAUGUUUGAGUUGGUAAAGGUAUUUUGACUGAAGGAGAUCAUAUAACAAGCUAUAGUUUAUAUUUCUAUGAGAACAUUAAUAAACAGAGAGCAAACUUUAAUAAUGACUAAUCCAGUAUUAUAACAAACAUUUGUAUGACGAAUAUCAUCCAUUUUGAACAUAAUGACUUUGCAAGGGAGAAAUUUUUCUGUCUGAAAUAUAGCAGUUUACGUUGAUAAUAUACACCUGCAUGUUUACCAUGUUUUGUUUUUCAGUUCAUUAUUUCAUUUAAAAUGUAUACAUGUAUGCCAUGUGUACUGAUAUUCAACAUAGCAAAUUUGACACUAAUAUGCUGAAUAUCAGGUAUAAUAUGCGUGAUCGAGAUCAUAUUUUUUACUUUUGUAAUCACUUUUGUAAUCGAGUAUAUCCAAGAUGUACACAAUUAUUAAAAGGUAUACACAUUACA